CUUCUUCUUCCUUGUUGUUCGUCUUCUUCUUCUCAAAUUAGCUUUUUUUUUUCCUUAUUAUUAUCUUCCUCCUCACGCGUGAGAUUCGUUGUGGAUAUAAUUAAUUCUUCUCCUUAAUUCUCUGGUUUUACUUUCUCUCCAUGAUCCGAUUUUAAGGUUUUUUUUUGGGUAUAUCUAUUCUCUUUUUUGUUCUAUCUGCAUCAAAAGUUUUCUGAGAUCUCUCUGAAGAUUUUUCAUUGGAUUUCGAAAUUGGAGAACUAGGGUUUUUUUGCGGUGCUAGGGUUUCGAAGAGCAUAAGAUAAAGAAUGCCUUCGGUGCCCUCUAAGCUUCUUCUUCUCCUUUCUUUGACACCUUCGUUGACUCCUUAUCAUUCUGGUUUGAGUUCUUCUAAUCGUUCUAAACCUUUUGAAAAGUGUGAUUGGCGUGGUAAUCUUAGUUAACAUUUCUGAUUCCCUUCUUCCCCCUCUCUCCUCUCUUCUUUUUACCCUUUUCUCUCUCUCUCUCGUCUUCGUCUCGUUCUUGAGAUUUUCCUAGCUCGGUCGGAUAAAAAAUCUUUGAUCCAUCUCUGGUGUUUUCAUUUUUGGCGGUGCUCCAUUUGCAACCCAAAAAGCUUUUAGUUGGAUAUGAGCUCUGUUUGUGGUAAGUUGGAUUUCAAAGAUGCAAGCUUUGAGAUCUCGGCUUCGAGUUCCACACAAUGUUGUUCUAAAGGCUCCAAGCAUACCUCGUUUACUGGAUCUGAAGAUUCUCAGGAGUCUGAUGGAGGAGAUGAAACUGGUUAUAUACACCAAACUGUGAAUGAAGAAACUACUGAUGAUAAGGAUUUCAUCAAAUCCACUUUAAGUCCCAACUCUUCUGAUGAUGAUGAAGACAAGGAUGAUAACCUUACAACUACACCACCAGUUGUUCUCAUACCAGCCAUAAAAGGCAGUCGAGAGAAGCAUGGCUUGUCACUGAAGAAGACGAGUGUUUCAUGGGCUGCUGAUGUGUAUGAUCCUCCUCCCUCGAUAGCCUCCCACACAAGAAUCAAGAAACAGCAGCAGAAACCCAAGAGCAAAGACAACCACAAGAAGACCGGAAAGAAAGGACAGAAGGGCAAAGACAACUCUUCCUCGCGUGGUGGCAGCAGCAGCAAAGACAAGAAGAAAGCUUCUCGCAAACACAGCUGCGAGAAAUUUGAUUGGGUAACUCAGAUGCCUUUAGUUGCAGCAUCUUCUUGAAUGGCAUUGGCUACUAAUCAACUUUCAUCACAUCUAUGAGCUUGGCCACCUCUUCUCUAAUAAUCAAAUCUCUGUGUCUGUUUCUUGUGGAAUUUCACAACUUUUCUUAUGUGUAAUUAGACUAUUGUAAUCGUUUGUUGCUUCUACUUUAUUCGUAAGUUUCCUUCUGAGUUUCACACCUUUCUUAUGUGUAAUAGAUGAUCGAUCAUCCCUAACACUAUUCUGAUAGCUUUGUUGCUUCUUUUUCCU
Messenger RNA from Camelina sativa (false flax), 1466 nucleotides. RefSeq lists its product as uncharacterized. The record is from RefSeq and is a predicted model, not a curated record. NCBI's taxonomy places the organism in Eukaryota, Viridiplantae, Streptophyta, Magnoliopsida, Brassicales, Brassicaceae.